AUGUCUGCAACUAUCCUCAACAAAAAGGUGGGGUCGAUUGGAUUCGGCCUAAUGGGGCUCACCACCCGACCCAAACAAAUAUCCUAUGAUGACGCAGUCAAAGUCAUGAAAAGGUCCCUCGAACUUGGUGCCAACUUCUGGAACGCCGGAGAAUUCUACGGCCCCCCUGAUGCCAACUCCCUUCAGCUGCUGGAAUACUACUUUCGCAAAUAUCCCGAAGAUAGCAAAAAGGUUGUCUUGAGUGUAAAGGGAUGUUUUUCUCUCACCAGAGGACCUGAUAAUAGCCCCGAGGGCGUUAGGAAGAGUGUCGAAAACUGUUUGGAAAAGCUCCAAGGGCGAGUCCCCAUCAGUAUCUUCGAGCCAGCGCGCAUUGACCCCCAGGUCCCCAUCGAGGAGACGAUCAAGGCGCUUGCAGAAUAUGUCAAAGAGGGCAAAAUUGGCGGUAUUGGAUUAAGUGAAUGCAGCGUAGCAACUAUCCGCGGCGCGCAUGCUGUCCAUCCAAUCUCCGUAGUGGAAAUUGAAAUGUCAUUAUUCACUCCCGAUGCACUCGAGAACGGCGUUGCUACAACCUGCGCAGAGCUGGACAUUCCCAUUGUAGCUUACUCACCUCUUGGAUGGGGCUUCCUCACCGGCCAGUUCAAGUCGCUUUCUGAUAUCGACGAAAAGGAUUUCCGACGGGCCCAACCUCGUUUUCAACCAGGUGCAUUCGAAGAAAACCUGCGGAUAGCAGAGGAAGUCCAGAAAAUAUCCACCUCCAAAGGUGUCACUCCCGCGCAAACCGCUAUUGCGUGGGUCAAAGCCCAGGGACAGAAGUCUAAUAUGCCCCAGGUGGUGCCGAUUCCUGGUUGCACGACGGUGGCAAGGGUGGAGGAGAAUCUCAAAGACGUGACUCUCAGUGAGCACGAACUAGAGGAUCUCAAUGGGCUGCUGCAGCGGAACACGGUUCAAGGGGAUCGCUACGGAGGGAUGAUGGCCGGCCUUAUGAAUGGUUGA
This is a messenger RNA of Talaromyces rugulosus, 993 nucleotides long. RefSeq lists its product as uncharacterized. Bases 1 to 993 code for a protein of 330 amino acids. The transcript has 2 exons. Gene Ontology annotation, cellular component: cytoplasm. The record is from RefSeq and is a predicted model, not a curated record. NCBI's taxonomy places the organism in Eukaryota, Fungi, Ascomycota, Eurotiomycetes, Eurotiales, Trichocomaceae.